AUGAGAAGUGCUUAAAUUUGAAGAAUGUCACCAGUGAAAAACAGAAGCUCUUCGAACAUUCUCUGUGGAUUAUCUCUCUCUCUUAACAAGACUUAACACUUUAUGAGAUACUGGAGUUCUUUGAAAAGUCAAAGAUGAUCAAUGUUAAAAUCUGCACUUUGUGCUUCCUCAUACUGGGUGCCUUCAUCAUCAGGACAGAAUCAGUGAGUUGCUGCCUCAGGUACACUAAACGGCCAAUUCGUUGUGGAAGUCUGAAAGGCUACGACAUCCAAGGCAUCACUCGCAGCUGUGACAUCCCAGCUAUUAUCUUUCAUACGGAGAAUGGAAAAUCAAUCUGUGCUGAUCCAGCACAACGUUGGACGCAAAACAGAGUCGCAUGCCUGAAGGUAAAAGCAGCAAAUAUGAAGACUGGAAGUAUGUUUUAAGAAAACACAAAAAUGAAGCCUGCAAAUUAUUUUAUAACUCUUUAAUAUUUAUCAAUAAAGAACAGGCUAUUGUAUAUCUUUAUUAGGAUUUUUAUUUGCCCUUAUUCUUGCAGAAUAUUUACUGUGGCAAAAAAAAAAAACAUUUUUGUUUUAAAAAGGCAUCUCUUGGUGUGUGUUAUUUUUUAAAUAUUAUAUAAUAAAAUUAUAUAAUAAAUAUGAUUGUACUCCAAGUUUAAAUAAAACUUUUUUGUAUUCUCUCUUGAGGAACUAUAGUCAGUGCUGCCCUCUUCUGUUCAAGCUAUGACAUGCAAGCUUGGAUAUUUCCCUCUACAUAAAAUUUAAUAAAUAUUGAAUACAAUUAUAUAGAUAAAUUAUUUUUGUCUUCUAUUACAUUUUGCUAAUAUGUAUUGUUGUUGUAUUUUGAAAUAAAGGUCCUUCAUUAACAAACUCUGCACUAU
Molecule: messenger RNA, 883 nt
Organism: Myxocyprinus asiaticus (Chinese sucker)
Lineage: Eukaryota; Metazoa; Chordata; Actinopteri; Cypriniformes; Catostomidae
Product: C-C motif chemokine 20-like
Exons: 4
Coding region: 135-425 (96 amino acids)
Biological process (GO): neutrophil chemotaxis; inflammatory response; cellular response to type II interferon
Cellular component (GO): extracellular region
Molecular function (GO): CCR chemokine receptor binding; chemokine activity
Source: RefSeq, a predicted model, not a curated record